AGUGAUUUCUGACUCUAGAAUCAUGCCUGUUGGGACUGAUGACUGCAUUACAGAUAAACAGGAAUCUGAAGGAUGCUCUGGCUAUGAUUCAUGCUUGCAGACCACGGAGCCUCAAGAUAUGAGAAAUAACACUACAAACAAAGUGGUUUCAUCUGAUGUUGAUGGGGGCAAUAGGAUGACUUCAGACUCCAGAAUCAUGCCUGUUGGGACUGAUGACUUUGUUACAGAGAAACAUGAUUCUGAAGGAUGCUUUGAUCAUGAUUCAUGCUUGCGGACUAAGGAACCUCAAGAUAUGAAAAGUGACACUACAAACGGAGUGGUUUCAUCUGACGUUGAUGGGGUUAAUAGGAUGACUUCAGACUUGAGAACCAUUCCUGUUGGGACUGAUGACUUCAAUACGGAGAAACAUGAAACUGAAGGAUGCUCUGAUUAUGAUUCUCAAUUUGAGGAUGGAGAGUUGAGGGAAUCAGAUGAUCAAUGUUGGGAGGAAGCUGAACAGGUGGAUUAUGACACUGAAUGUGAGGAAGAAAGAUCAUUUGGCUUGGAAGCCGACAUUUAUGAGCAGGAACUAAAGGUAGAAAGAGGAUCAAAUCCGGAACUGGCUGAGAGGUCUAAGUGUUCUGAAACGGGAGAGGUUUUGGAGAAAAAUUCAGUUAGCUUGAAGAUUAGAAAUGUGGAAAUGUCUGAUGGUGAAACUAUGAAAUUUGAUUGCUCGGAUAGGUCUAAUUAUGAUCUUAGAGUAAAUUUGUCUAAGGAAUCAAAAAAGGAAAUGUUUUCUUGUGUUGAAGGAUCAUUAUCCUCUGAUGUUCUAAAAAGCAGGCCGGACAAUUUUAAUGGUUCAUAUAUUCGAGCUGAAAGAGGUUCUGGUUCUGAUAAAUUCAUGGGGAGUGAUAGAUCUUCGCAUAUCCAUGGCAGAAGACCAGAAGGUGCUCGCCUUUUCAAUCCCUCAGCUAAUUGUUGGGAUUCUUCUAAGCGGGAGCAUCCAUAUAUUUAUCAUGGCCCUUACAAUUUUGGGCGCCCCAGAUUAAAAAGUGUUUUGGGGAAUCGAGAAUAUCCCAUGGGCACAGACCAAGCACCUUCGGAUGCUGCUGCUGGUGUUGCAAGACCUGACCACCGCAUUACCAGGCAAUUUAUGGGCUCUUACAGACCACUCCUUAGAAGGAGAUCACCAAUUGAAAGAAUGAUUCUUACAAUAUGCGUCCAAGGAUGCCAACUGUAAAGGAUACUAGUCCUGAUCGGAAUUGGUUUAGAAGAUUUCCUCAAGGGAUUAGUAGAGGCAUCAGAGAUGAUUAUCUCCGGCUUAUUCCUGAUGACAGCACACAAUACAUGAGCCGCAUGCCCAUCAUUUAGACAGGAGAGAAAGAAGCAUUUCUCCUCAUGGUGGAAGACCUCAGCAUGCUGUACCUUACAAGAGAGCUCGAUCAAGAUCAAGGAGCCCAUCUCCCAUUGAUUGGUUGGUUCAAAGGGAUCGAAAUGAGGAUUCAAGACUUCGUAACAAGUCACCAGAUUUUAUGUCUGAUGCUGGAAUGGAUAGAGUGAGGUUGCCUUUUACUAGACGAUUUGCUUCUGGUUAUGGGGAGUUCAUAUUGCCACCUCGGAGUCGUGUUUCCCCACAGCGAAAUUCCGGAUGUUUGAGGAGCGUAAUCCUGGGUUAGACCAUUUUAGGGGACGGAAAUCACACGUGAGGAUGAGUCGGCAGGACCAAAGGUUUGAUCAAGCGCGUCCCAUUCGUAGAUUGAAUUCAGAUGCUUACUUCAAUCCCAUGAUUCGACCACGAAGAUUUCCUGAUAGGGCUGCUGGUGGUAAAGGGUGUAAAUAUGAAGUCAAUGAUGAUGGUAAACAUAGCAGCAGCAGAUAUGCAAUGAUUCAUCGGUCGAGGUGUUAUGAUACAGACAGUGGAGGCCGUCGGUUUCGGUAUAACAAAGAAGAUUCAUGCAUGGCUAAGAACUCUUUAACCAUGACUAAUUCCACUGGGGUCUCAUCUAGGCACCACGAUGAUGCUGAUGCACCUAGUAAGGCGGGUGAAGAUAGGUGAACUUGCUGUAAUGCAACCGUGAGAGGGUUUGGCUAGAGAAGGGUGACAUGAGAACUGGAAGAGGUAAUAGCUCUCUCUUUACCUGAUCAUAAGCUUGUAUUUGGCUGGCUGGUGGGAGGAUUUUGUUCCAUUUGUUUCAGUUUUAGUUUUAGCAAAGAAAUCUGUUUUUUUACAUAUUUACUCUCUUUCCACAUAGCUGAAAUUAUGCUUCGUUUUCUAGUUUCGUUAUGCACAAAGCAAAGGAAUUCAUGUAGAUGGAGAGUAUUAUGCAAAAUAUCAAUGCACAUUUUUAUUUUAAUUGGC
Messenger RNA from Hibiscus syriacus, 2338 nucleotides. RefSeq lists its product as uncharacterized. Bases 23 to 1219 code for a protein of 398 amino acids. The record is from RefSeq and is a predicted model, not a curated record. Lineage: Eukaryota; Viridiplantae; Streptophyta; Magnoliopsida; Malvales; Malvaceae. The transcript has 2 exons.